AUGAAAUAAUAUAAUGGAAUUCGACAUGGUUGCUCUUAACUUCCAACAGUAUAUCAAUUACUAACUUACUUGCUUUACUUUCCAAAUAUCUUAAACUGUUUUCUAUCAAUAUCUUUACUUGAUGAAUCAGUAAGUUUGUUCCUUGUAUUUAGGCUAUACAUUUUAUAAUAUUAGGAAUUUUAACUUUAUUAUCAUUGUAUUCUAGUAGUAAAACUACUCUUAGCUGUCCAACUGAUUAAUUUUUGUUAUUAUAAUUUGAAUAUCGUAAUUAAGGGUAAAAUAAAAUGUAUUUUAUGUAGUAAACAAUUAAGUUUAGAAAAAUAUAAAUUGGAAUCUUAUUGUGAUAUUUGUGAAGCCUAUGUGAAAGAAAAUACAAAGCAUUGUAAACAUUGUAAUAGGUUGUAUAUAUUUAUUAUGUUAGAUGUUGUUAAGAUUUUGAUCAUCAUUGUAAAUGGGUUAAUAAUUGCAUAGGGAAAAUUAAUUAUAACAUUUUUAUGAUUAUGGUAACUUCAACAAUGUUCCAAUUUAUAUACACACUGAUUGUUUAUAUCAGAAUUAUAAUAUUAUAUAAUACAUAGAAUGAAAAGUUAUAAAUAGAUAAUGAAAUUCAAAAGUUUGUAACAAAUUUCAUUUUAGUUUAAGCAUUUUUAUAAAGAAAACGAUUUAGAUAUCAAAUACACACUCUCAUUAAUAAUGCUGAUAGAUUCUAUUAUUUUUUCUAUACUGCUCCUCUAAUUAUUUAUUUUCCAUAUAUAUCUAAUAAUCAAAGGAAUAACGACUUAUGAAUUUAUUGUAAAUCCUAAUAUCAAAAAAAUAAAUCCAUAAUUUAAUAAUCCGUGCCCAAAUCCUGAAGUAAUACCAAAAACUAUUAUAUAAACUCAAGUAAUUUUUCAUAUGCACAAUAAAAAUACAAUGUACUUGUUGUAGGAUUUAUUUUUAGAAUCGAAUUAAAUAGUAGUGAAUAAUAGAUGA
This is a messenger RNA of Paramecium primaurelia, 972 nucleotides long. The record is from the annotation of a GenBank genome assembly. Lineage: Eukaryota; Ciliophora; Oligohymenophorea; Peniculida; Parameciidae.